AUGUCCAGAGUGGAAGCUUUUAGGGACACAAACCUCCGCUCCCUGCUGAGGGAGCUGCGGACUGAUAUUGCUAUGGCUGUAGAUGACCCUUUCCCUCUCGUCUAUGGUCUGGUCGACAAAAACAUCAUAACUGACCAGCUGCUAAAGAACACUCUAGAGAAGGAAGGCAAAGAGGGGAUCCAUAAGGCCAUGUACUCCCUCCUGUCCUGGGUCCUGGAGCAGAGCAGAUCCACCGUCCAGGCUUUCUGGAGCAACUUGUCCAAAGACUACAACCAGAGCAGCUACCCCAAGCUGCAGACGCUCCUCACUAACCUGCCGUCAAGUAUAAAUGGGGUGUCUUCAGUCCAGAGACCAGUCACUCUGUCUUCUUCCUCCGCUACCUCCUUAACUCUGCUGCCAGUCAGCCAGGAAGCCCCAGAGAAGAUGCAAUUGGUGUUUAUAAAAAAACAUUUUAAAAUUCUUUGUCAUUCAACAGGAAGUGCCAGAGAUUGCCUAACAGUUGUUGGGGUGUGUGGUCAGUCAGAGAUAAAAGGAGCAUCCGAAUCCAAAGCUAUUAAGAAUAAGCUUCACCACAAGGGGGAGACGGCCACAGAGCUGGUUCAAUAUAACGAUGAUGAGUGUGCCGUGUGUAAGGACGGAGGGGAGCUGAUUUGUUGUGAUGGCUGUCCUCAAGCUUUUCAUCUGACCUGCUUGGACCCUCCACUCACAUCUAUACCAAGUGGCACUUGGCGCUGUGAAUGGUGCUGUGGCAACAGAGUGAAAAUAGAGAAUGGCCAACUACCUUUACAUCCACCCAUUGCCCAGCCGCAGCCAACAAACACGAGCUCCAGUAACUCCAUCCUAGACGUCUCCUUCUUCUCCUCGCUGUCGUCCUCCUGUCCCACCAGUGUCACAGCGUCUUUGAAUGAGCUCAGUGGGAGAAACCAGGGCUCAGGUGCAGAGGUGCUCAGUUUGGGGGAGGUGUGUGGUGUUUGUCACAUGGAAGGAGGAGACCUGACUCACUGCCUCCAGUGUUUGCAGCGCUUCCACGAACACUGCCAUUUCUCCAAUGUGCUUGUGUUUGCUAGAGGGAGAUCCAUCUGCUUGUCCUGCUCCAGGCCCUGCGGCAGCUCUGCAGAGGAGGCAGGAUCCUCCAAAGGCUUACAGCUCGGCCCAGUGAUUGUUCAUGAUCAGAGCUCCUCUGUCCUAGAGCCCAUCCUCCAUAAAGAUGACCUGGACUCCAUCCUGGGAGACGUGAGUGAGGCUCAGUUACAACAGGGCUCCAUUGACAGCAUCUUGCAGUGGGCUUUCCACAACAUCUCUCGGCCUCUUCCAGACCCUCAAGGAUACUACCAGUGACCGAUAGACCAUCUGCACUCAUCUAAGAGCUCUCUCAGUUUGAAGUUAUACCAUGAAGUAACAAUGAUGACAUGAACACAGCUAAUAUUAAUGGAGAUUACUUCAUAUAGUGGAGAUCAUUUUCUUGUUUCCUUGACCUGGAGUAAAUCUAUGGUAAUGGUGGAUUUUAGAUUGAAUAUAUUAUAAUUUGUUUUAAUAUUUUAUGAGUAAAAACAUUACAUCUUUUUGAACUACAGAUUUUAAUCUGAUGAUAAGGAAUGGGUUCAAAAGAUUGUUAGUUCAUGUACGAACAAAAACGGUAUCUUAAUUCAUUAUUUAUUUCUGAGUAUAACACACAGUUGGGACACAUAUAGUAAAGCUACCAUUUGAUAGGUUUGAAAUAAAAUAUGUGAAUUUGUUGUAGUUAUUUUACAAAAUAACAUACAACUCUGGCAAAGAUGA
Molecule: messenger RNA, 1779 nt
Organism: Etheostoma cragini (Arkansas darter)
Lineage: Eukaryota; Metazoa; Chordata; Actinopteri; Perciformes; Percidae
Gene: aire
Product: autoimmune regulator
Exons: 11
Coding region: 1-1338 (445 amino acids)
Biological process (GO): regulation of transcription by RNA polymerase II
Cellular component (GO): nucleus
Molecular function (GO): DNA-binding transcription factor activity, RNA polymerase II-specific
Source: RefSeq, a predicted model, not a curated record